UUACAUAACCGAAUCAAAUUAAAUGAAAAAACGAACAUCGCUAUUUGUCUCAUCCGGGCUCUUCCCUAUCUAUGUAUGCGAACCUGGUAAUAUGCUAAGCUAUAACAAAUAACGCCAUAGGACAAAACUUUUGAGAUAUCUUCCAUGGAAUCUCUGCAAAUCCCACAUCAACCUCCCAUGGCCAUGAGACAAGUACCAGUAGAUGCUUCUCAACCGGCUUCUAGGGUUCAACCGCACCACCACCGCAACCGUGCAAACCAUCAGCAAACCGCUAGCCCGAUAAGGCAAUUCAAGCCUUCCAUCCUGACAAGACUCCACGCCGGCUACUUUCGUAUCAGCCUCUCCCUCGCAAGCCAGGCUUUGCUCCUGAAGAUGCUCACCCAACCCGCAGCCGGUAAUUCAUCCUCAAACCCUCCACCUCUUGGUCACUUUCUCCGCUCGGAUGGGCCCUUCCGUUCCAUCUCCUUGCUCUUUUUCUGGCUUCUUGCUCUGGUAGCACAGGUGCUGCUCUCGGCUCUCUACGCUCUCCGAUGCUGCUUCCACUUCCAACUGGUCAGGGCCGAGUUCUUCCACCAUGUUGGUGUCAACUACCUCUUCGCCCCGUGGAUCUCAUGGCUUGUGCUUCUCCUGUCCUCCCCAACCGCCAUAUCAGAGAUUAAAGCACCAUACCUGGCACUAUGGUGGGCCUUUGCCAUCCCGGUGGUCUUGCUCGACGUGAAGAUCUAUGGCCAGUGGUUCACCACCGAGAAGCGGUUCUUGUCGAUGGUGGCAAACCCCACCAGCCUGAUCUCGGUGAUCGGGAACCUGGUGGGCUCCAGGGCAGCCUCUAGAGUGGGAUGGAAGGAGAGUGCAGUUUGCCUGUUCUCUCUCGGGAUGGCACAUUACCUGGUGCUCUUCGUCACACUCUACCAGCGGCUGUCCGGGGGAGACCGACUCCCCGCAAUGCUGCGGCCCGUGUUCUUCCUCUUCUUUGCCGCACCGAGCAUGGCGAGCCUUGCCUGGAACUCCAUCUCGGGCACUUUCGAUACUGGGUCGAAGAUGCUUUUCUUCCUCUCCCUAUUCCUCUUCGCAUCUCUGGCUUGCAGGCCAGCACUAUUCAAGAAAUCAAUGAGGAAGUUCAAUGUGGCAUGGUGGGCGUACUCGUUCCCCCUCACCUUUCUUGCCCUGGCCUCGGCCGAGUACGCGCAGGAGGUUAAAGGAACCAUGGCGUCCGUGCUGAUGCUUGUGCUGUCGGCCCUGUCCUUCCUCGUCUUCCUCGGGUUGAUGCUUCUCACCGUCCUCAAUACACAUAGGAUUCUUCGGGAAGAUGAUCCAAUUCUACGCUUCGAUAAAGAUAGAUCUAGGAAUUAAUAACUUAGAAAGAGAGGGCAUCAUAUAUACAUAUAUACAUAUAUAUAGUAUGGUGUAUGGAUUAUAUAUAUAGCUAAUGAGUCGUCAAUGACGUAAGUAUGUUCUCGCAGUUUCUAGAUGUUUCUUCUAUCUAUUUUAAUAAAAUACAGGGCAAUGUAUAUUGCCUUGGCCAAUGGCUAGUAAGCAGAUACGAAA
Messenger RNA from Punica granatum (pomegranate), 1545 nucleotides. The record is from RefSeq and is a predicted model, not a curated record. NCBI's taxonomy places the organism in Eukaryota, Viridiplantae, Streptophyta, Magnoliopsida, Myrtales, Lythraceae.